Hibiscus syriacus is the source of this 1119-nucleotide messenger RNA. Its product is annotated as beta-1,4-mannosyl-glycoprotein 4-beta-N-acetylglucosaminyltransferase. Gene Ontology annotation, molecular function: beta-1,4-mannosylglycoprotein 4-beta-N-acetylglucosaminyltransferase activity. The transcript has 2 exons. Bases 1 to 1119 code for a protein of 372 amino acids. Gene Ontology annotation, biological process: N-acetylglucosamine metabolic process; protein N-linked glycosylation. Lineage: Eukaryota; Viridiplantae; Streptophyta; Magnoliopsida; Malvales; Malvaceae. The record is from RefSeq and is a predicted model, not a curated record. Gene Ontology annotation, cellular component: membrane.
AUGGCAACACGACUCCGCCGCGUCACCAACAGAAGAUCGCCGCCGGCUCCGAAGCUUGGAGUUGUCGUUCUCUUCAUGCUUUUGUCGGUUUGUGUGAUCGGAAUAUAUAGCCAUUUCCAGAAGAUAUCUUAUUUUCUCCGACCAGUUUGGGACAGUCCCCCAAAACCAUUCACACACCUACCUCACUAUUAUGCCGAAAAUGUCUCGACUGAACAUCUUUGUGGCCUCCACGGUUGGUCCGUACGUCGGCAACCACGCCUUAUCUUCGACGCCAUCAUCUUCAGCAAUGAACUAGACAUACUUGAUAUCAGAUGGCAUGAGCUCGAUCCCUAUGUUUCGAAAUUCGUGAUCUUGGAAUCCAACACCACUUUCACCGGCAUCCACAAACCUCUUUUCUUUGAAUCGAACCGUGAAAGAUUCGCCUUCGCCGAGGAGAAGAUCGUCCAUGGUGUAUUCCCCGGCCGAAUUGCAGCCCCCGGUUCGCACGAUGAUCCCUUCGUUCUCGAGUCGCUCCAACGCGGAGCGAUGAACAGAUUGCUUCACGCCGCCGGAAUAUCCGACGGAGACCUUCUAAUAAUGUCGGACACGGACGAGAUCCCGAGUCCACACACACUGAAACUACUACAAUGGUGUGAUCAAUUGCCACCAAUAUUGCACCUUGAGUUGAAGCAUUACAUGUAUUCGUUCGAGUUCCCUGUGGAUUACAGCAGCUGGCGAGCCACGGUCCACGUCUACAGUCCCGGGACGACUCGGUACCGCCACUCGCGGCAGUCGGACGUGAUAUUAUCCGAUGCGGGAUGGCACUGUAGCUUUUGUUUUCGAAACCUGGAAGAAUUUACGUUCAAGAUGACUGGUUAUAGCCAUUCAGACAGAGUGAAAAGGAAAAAUUUUCUGAUCAAAUCAAGAAUACAGAGAAUCAUUUGCAGGGGAGAUGAUCUUUUCAAUAUGUUUCCCGAAGCGUAUUCGUUCAAGGAGAUGAUUAAAAAGAUAGGUCCCAUUGAGCGUUCGGUUUCAGCAGUUCAUCUUCCUUCUUAUUUGAUACAAUAUGCACAUAGGUUUAGGUUUCUUCUUCCUGGGGGAUGCAUGAGAAACAACGAUUCACCAAGCACAAUUUCUUAA